Messenger RNA from Lasiodiplodia theobromae, 1170 nucleotides. RefSeq names its product Serine threonine protein. The transcript is spliced from 3 exons. Gene Ontology annotation, molecular function: protein kinase activity. Gene Ontology annotation, biological process: protein phosphorylation. The record is from RefSeq and is a predicted model, not a curated record. Lineage: Eukaryota; Fungi; Ascomycota; Dothideomycetes; Botryosphaeriales; Botryosphaeriaceae. Bases 1 to 1170 code for a protein of 389 amino acids.
AUGGCGACCGCAUCGUUCGGCUUCUGGGUGCCGGAAAUUUUGGGCUUCUUCCAUGCCGUCGAUUUCGACACCGAGCUACGCGCCUACCGCGCCGUCGCCGCCGUCCCAGCCCUUUCCAGCCGCAUCUGCCCCUUCUACGGGGUCUACGAGGGUGUCGGCGAGCUAUUCGACACCUAUUCCUCCCCCGCAUACUACUCCCGCGCUUUGCGCCUACACAUCUUGCCGGGCGCUACCCUGUGGGACGCAUUUGACCCGCUACCAUCCGCUAACGAGCGUGGGCGCCUACAGCUUUACUUGCGCGAGACACUUCGUCUACUGCACUACGAGGCCAGAGUCUGUCACCGUGACAUUAAGGAGGACAACAUAUUCAUCUGCGGAAACGACGCUUGGCUUCUCGACUUUGGCAAGGCCGAAAUCCGUGCCGACGACGAGACCAACCAGCAGUGGCAGCUUCGCACGCGAGAGGACGACGACUGCCUCGAUAGCAUCUUCGCCGAAGCCAGUUCUAGCGAGGCUGCGAACGAGCUGGAAGCCCUACUCGAUGGCUUUGACGCCAACGAUGCCAGCCAACAAGCCACUCUUACUUCCCUUACAGCCCGCUUACGGCCAUGCCAUGCUGACAAGUCCCUUCUGGACCGCCUGUGUGUCAUCGUUCCUGCUCCAUCCCCUGAGCUCGCCUGUCACAUAGCAAGACUUCUAUCGGCCCGGCACAGUUAUACCAAAGCCCUGAGUAUCCUUGACGCCGCCAUCUCCCGCCAAAUGGCUGCCGCAGCCGGUAAUAAAGCUAGCCAGGAGGUGCUGCUCGACAUGCUUACACAAGCUGCUACAUGUGCCUGCUGGGCUGAACUCGGACGAACCGGCCCCUGCACACCGUCUGCAAGCUCUCUGUACCAAAAGGCCAUUGCUUUGGCAGCCCGACUCAACGCCACCAAGCUAAUGCGGUUGCGCCUCGACUUUGCCAAGCAUCUGCAGUACCGCGGAGAGCACGGCAAAAUGCUGCAUUUACUCGAACAUUAUAUCUUACCGGAUGCAGGCCAAAGGCCUGGUGAAGAUGAUGAUGGGAAAAUGGCUAAAGAGAUAUGGAGAGUUGUUAACACGACGGCAAUCAGGUUAGGUGAACGGGAGCACGCCCUCAGAGGUCAAGCUGAGAAGAUUCUCAAGAUGCUAUAA